ACGCCCCUUCGCCGGUUGCCUCCGUCGGCGUCGGAGUCCGUCGCCCCCGACGCCGACGCCUCGGCCUCCGCCUAUGCGCCUGACGCCGACGCCGACGCCGAUGCCCCUUCGCCAAGUCCAUGCAUCGCAGAAAAUGGUGAUGCCGACCCAACAUUACUUAUUCAGUUAUUUCCUUUUGCUGCUGCCGAAAAGGAGAGACAAGCUUUGGUGGAUGCACUUAGAGCUAGUGAAGCUGAAUGCGAUGCUAUUGAUGCGAAGAUGCAGGAGGUUUUGAAUGCACAGAUUUCUGCUGAGGAUGAGUGUGUUUCUCUGUUGGAGAAUUUCUCUAAGGAUGCAACUGCUAGUGCUGACCUGAUAGAGAAGAAGGCAAACUUACUGCGUGCUGAGGAAAUGGACAAAUGGCUUUCAUCAAGUGAAGAUUUGGAGGUGAGGAAGAUGGAACUUGAAAUCGAGUCAUAUCUGAUAAGUGAAGCUCGUAAAGGAGUGAAUGUUUCCAUCGAGCAUUCAAUUGAUGAUGACAGUAGAGAGAAAGAAAAACUUCUUAAGAAGAAGGAUGUGUUGUUGGAUGUGAAUUGGAGAAGCUGCUUAAUUUAGUGAGAGAGAAGGAGAAGCAAAUUGCUGAGAAUGAUGCUUCCAUUGAAGCAGUAGAGAAGCGCAUUGCUGGCGUGGUCUCUGGAUUUCAGGACAUGCAAUCAGAUAUUGGUGCUAAAUAUGAUAGAAUGAAAUCAAAGCUCUCUCAGGUUGAUGCCGAAAGUGAAGCUUUAUCUAUAAAAAGAAAGAUAUUGAUGACGUACUCUCUCAGGAAGAUAAUAAAGGAGCAAAGAUUAGGGAACUUGGGAAGAUUGCUGCAGAUGAAGCAAAAGCAUACAAUGAAGCAGCAGGAUUGAGAAAAGGUUUAAUGCUCUGCAUUUUGGAGUACAGAGAAAGUAAACUGGGGCUGAUGAAGACUGAGGAGAAAUUUUCUGAAGAUGUCAUGAGGCUCCAACAAGAAGCUUCCUCUGCAAGAGCUUCUUUACAGGAACUGUCUUCAAAUAAGUCCAGCCUCCAACAGGAGAUAGCUUCAUUUGAGCAGAGGAUACUUUAUGUGGACAAGAGACUUCCAGAACUAGAGACUGAGAAAAAGGUUGCUGCUGCUGCAAGAAAUUUCAAAGAAGCUACACGAAUAGCUGCUGAAGCAAAGUCGUUGAGCAAUGAGAAGGAAGGAACACAAAUCAAGCUUGAAAGAGCCACUAUGGAGCUUGGAAAGCUUGAAGAAGAAAUUAAAGAAACUGUUGAUAAAUUGCAGGAGGCUGAGGAGCAGAUCUUAUUAAGGGAGAGGGAUUUGGCAGUGGCU
Messenger RNA from Eucalyptus grandis, 1333 nucleotides. RefSeq lists its product as uncharacterized. The transcript is spliced from 3 exons. Lineage: Eukaryota; Viridiplantae; Streptophyta; Magnoliopsida; Myrtales; Myrtaceae. The record is from RefSeq and is a predicted model, not a curated record. Bases 259 to 594 code for a protein of 111 amino acids.